This is a messenger RNA of Cooperia oncophora, 557 nucleotides long. Lineage: Eukaryota; Metazoa; Nematoda; Chromadorea; Rhabditida; Trichostrongylidae. The record is from the annotation of a GenBank genome assembly.
AUGAAGGAGCAAAAAGAGACGAUUUUUCAGGACGUUCCAAUAUGGGAUCCAAAGAUGAGAAGCAAUAUAAAUACAAUGACGGCACUUCUCGUGGGAAUGUGCCGAAAAACGGUGGAAAAUAAGGCAUUUAUGAAAUGGCUGGUCACGGAGAAGUUCGAUCUUGCCUUCGCCUACAUGGCAGACCCCUGUUCCAUUGGUCUUGUUCACUACGCCAAAAUUCCGUCAUGGAUCUGGCUGAGCAGUGCUGGUUUGAUUGACUUUGGUGCCUACUAUAUAGGAGCGCCGAUGAUUCCAAGUUAUGUUCCGCCAACUAUGAUGGCUAGUACAGACGAGAUGGAUUUCCUGGAAAGGACAAAAAGCGUUAUCGGGCAGUUUCUUACUAUCUUUUUAUGGAGAAGAAGGUUCGCUGAUCCUGAAACGGCAAUCUUCCGCGAGCUGGUUGAUCCAAAUUUCCCUGAUCUUGUCGAGAUCGCAAAGGAAUGUCCACUGGUGAUGGUGAACUCCAACGAGCUCUACGAGUUACCACGUCCACUGCUGGCAAAAGUUGUGAACAUCGG